AUGAGGCAAGGCGGCCCGUUUGCGCUUGCCACAUACGACCUGGUCCCCGCUGCACGUGUCGGGCUGUCGUCGCAACCCCCCAGCACCACCAUCGCCGCGCCCUCCGGCAAUAUCACUGUAAUUACCAAGAGCAGCAAAGUUCUUACCACCGCUCCGGCAAAGAAGCAUCUACUUCACGUUCCCGUCGCAAUCGUCCCUCUCCACCGUUUUUCUACGCUUGCUAAUCACCAUGCUCACUCCCAUCUUCAAGCCCUCACUCGUCUAACGCUGUUUUCGUGUUUACGCCCAGGUCUGAAUCUAUUUGGUCCUACGUACAGUGGACUGGAGUACGACUACCGCGGUCUCCAGCGGGUGUACCGCAAGCUGGGUGAGACAGCCAAACUUCAGCACUACCAAACUCUGUUUGAUGAGUGGCACAUGCAGCGCCAAAGUCUUCGCUUUUUGGAGCCCACAGAGAACGAGCCGAUCGAACCCAGCUUCCGCUCCGCCAACACUGAGGUAGAACAGCGGCUGACGCCGACGUCGGAGGAGAACGACGAGGAGGAGGAGGGGUCGGCACUCGCCCAGCUGUUGGACGAGUACCGCCUGGAGUUUGGCCCUACCUUUGGACAGUCCGCUACUGCUCCGGGUUCCUCCAAGGUUGAACCCUCCUCCGAUUCUUCUCCGGCCUCGCCCGGUCGAAGUGUCAGCCCUGCGCCGGGCGGUGAAAACAGCCGUUCAACUGGCUACUGA
Molecule: messenger RNA, 732 nt
Organism: Spirometra erinaceieuropaei
Lineage: Eukaryota; Metazoa; Platyhelminthes; Cestoda; Diphyllobothriidea; Diphyllobothriidae
Source: the annotation of a GenBank genome assembly